Messenger RNA from Pomacea canaliculata, 1689 nucleotides. RefSeq names its product 26S proteasome non-ATPase regulatory subunit 13-like. Bases 58 to 1194 code for a protein of 378 amino acids. The record is from RefSeq and is a predicted model, not a curated record. Gene Ontology annotation, cellular component: cytosol; nucleus; proteasome regulatory particle, lid subcomplex. Gene Ontology annotation, molecular function: structural molecule activity. The transcript has 13 exons. Gene Ontology annotation, biological process: ubiquitin-dependent protein catabolic process. Lineage: Eukaryota; Metazoa; Mollusca; Gastropoda; Architaenioglossa; Ampullariidae.
UGCCACUGCGCAUGUUACAGAUCGAACCUACGUCCGGCACUAAAAGUGGUUUCAACCAUGCCUAGAGACGUUGCCUCUUAUUUAGCAGAACAACAGCGAAAAAGCACCGGUGAAGUUGCCGCAGACUGGGCACAGUUAGAAGAAUUCUACAACAAAAAACUAUGGCAUCAGCUCACACUGAAGUUGAGUUCUUUUGUGAAAACACCAACUUUCGCCAAAGGAGAUGCACUACUACGACUAUAUGAAAGCUUCAUUACAGACUUUGAACACAGAAUCAAUCCACUUGCUCUUACAGAGAUUUGUGUUCUGGUGGUAAAACAGAUUCCAGAUCCUAAGCAGGCCGUGGAAUUUAUUGAGAAAGUCAAAGAAAAGGUCAAAUCAAGUGACGAAGCAAAAGUGUUGUGUAUGACAACCAUAGGAAAUAUUCGCCUAAGGAACAAAGAUUUUGAUGGCACAAAGGCUGUGAUAGAGGAAUGCCAGGCCAUUCUGGAUGGAAUAGAUGGAGUUACUUCAGUCCACAGCCGGUUUUAUGAACUGACUUCUAACUACCAUAAGCUUCUUGGCAACCAUGCAGAGUAUUAUAAAGAGGCUCUGCGAUUUUUGGGAUGUGUUAGUUUGAAGGACAUUCCAUCUGGAGAGCAGGCAGAGAGAGCUUUUAAUCUUGGACUUGCAGCAGUUUUGGGAGAUGGUGUCUACAAUUUUGGAGAACUUCUUGCACAUGAUGUACUCUUGUCACUGAAAAACUCGGACAAAGAAUGGCUGGUGGACCUACUGUAUGCCUUCAAUAGUGGCAAUAUUUCUAAGUUUGAUGAUCUGAAGAAGUACUGGGCAAGUCAGGCUGAUCUUGCUGCAGCUGAGCAACAGAUGAGACAGAAGAUUUCUUUGUUGUGCCUCAUGGAGAUGACUUUUCAGCGACCUGCUACAGACAGGCAGCUGAGCUUUGAGACCAUCUCAUCAACAGCAAGGAUUCCUGUCAGUGAUGUCGAGAUGCUUGUUAUGAAAGCUUUGAGCUUAGGUUUGGUCAAAGGUCACAUUGAUGAAGUGGAACAACGUGUACACAUGACCUGGGUGCAGCCACGUGUUCUUGACCUUGGACAGAUUGCAGUCAUUCAAAAACGAUUACAACAGUGGUGUGAGGAUGUGAAACAAAUGGAGAGACUGUUAGAAGUACGAGCACAUGACAUUUUAACAUAGUUUAGGCUACUUUGCUGUGGCUGAAUAGGGAAACCCAGUCAGGUUUUGAAACGUUUUAAAUUUGUAUUGAAGAGAAUGAAUGUCUCAAGUUUGCAUUUGUAUUUUAGGAGAUAAGUUGAAGAUUCCACAGGCUCAGUUUAUAGAAUAGAAAAAAGAAUGUGAAGACUAGCCUAACUUUAAUUUCUUUUUGAGUUUCUUGAAUGAGAAUGCUGCUUUAAGAUAUAAAAGCAUCUUGUUCUUUGUUAGAGAUCUGGAAUAAAUGGUAUGAAGGUACAUCUUACUGUAUUAGACUGGAAAGAUUUGUCAUAAAUGCUGAGAAUUAUUAUUAUUUAGUAAUCUUGUUAAAAACUCUCAUGUACAGUUAGCAAUGUAGUAGAUGUUUUUCUUUUAACAGUUGCAUGCUUGUUUCUUUAUUGUAACUCAACCUAUUGUCCAUUCACCAAAUGAAUAUUUAAUGUUUACCAAACAUCUUUGAAUAAAGAGUAUAUAAAAUAU